Molecule: messenger RNA, 483 nt
Organism: Bombina bombina (fire-bellied toad)
Lineage: Eukaryota; Metazoa; Chordata; Amphibia; Anura; Bombinatoridae
Product: baculoviral IAP repeat-containing protein 5.1-like
Exons: 4
Coding region: 1-483 (160 amino acids)
Source: RefSeq, a predicted model, not a curated record
AUGCAGUCUGUUAAGGAUAGGUUUUCAUUGGCAUGCCAACAUAUACAAAAAUAUGUCCAUAUGUAUGAUUAUAACAACCGGCUAAAAACAUUUUCAGAUUGGCCAUUCACUGAAAACUGCAAGUGUACCCCUGAAAAUAUGGCUAAAGCUGGUUUUGUGCACUGUCCUUCUGAGAAUGAGCCAGACAUAGCUUGCUGUUUCUUCUGCUUAAAAGAGUUAGAGGGCUGGGAACCAGAUGAUGACCCUUGGACCGAGCAUUUCAAACGUUCUGCAAACUGUGGCUUCCUCUCCCUCUCAAAGAGUUUUGAUGAUUUAACAAUGGAAGAAUGCCUGCGUCUCGAACUGGACAGAGUCAAAUGUUUCUAUCGUAAGUUUUCAAAUGACGUUCUGCGCUAUGUCGAAGAUGAAAUGGCUGCUGUCACGAAAAGUUUGUUGGACUACUUUUCAAGUCAACAUAAUUGUUCUAUUGACCUGGAUCUUUAG